AUGACUUCCUACAUGUAUUAUCCAAAUUACGCGGCACCGGGCCCAGUCCCAGCCUCCCAGCAGCGUCAACCGUUCCACGGUCAUUCGCAGUCUAUGGCGGCCCCCACACUCGCCAAUUAUGGGUACUACCAGGCACCACAGCCUUUGCAACCUUACUACCAGGCCCCCCAGCACCCAUACCAUCACCAACAUUCCUCUAGUUACCAAAUGGUAAUGCCUCCUCCAGGUAUGGGUUAUAUGGCUCACCCUGCUGCAGCUCCUGCAGCGGCCAUGCUCCCACAGCUACAAACACAAUAUCAGCCUCAAAUGCCGCAGUUUCAACCUCAAUCUCAAACUCGUCAAGAUGAAUCCCAAGUCAAUGGCGGCGUGCGCGAGUUCUUAGAUUACGAUCUAGACUCGAUGUCUGAAUUUGUUGUCAAGAAUGCUUAUUUGGUUUUUGACAAUGACGAGGCGUUGAACGUUGAAUCAACCAGUGUUUUGGACAUUUUCACGAAAGGUGUUAGCUCCGUUUUGAAUGCUACAAGAUUACCAUCCGUGACUGUCUUCAUGGCUUUGGACUUCCUUUGCAAAUACGUUUCCAAACUUCCAGCCGGUAUCGAUGCGCUUGGCGGUGAUUCCGUGAACGUUAUCUACCAGAAUUUGAUGGUGGCCCUUGUGCUAGCCAAUAAGUUUAAUGAUGACAAAACCUUUACCAACAAGUCCUGGUCACAUGCAACCGGCAUGGAACUCUCUGUUAUCAACAAGUUCGAAAGAGACUGGCUUGCAACAUUUGAGUGGAGACUGUUCGAUGACAAUUUUAUUUUGUUCGAUGAUUACACAAAAUCCUUCGAGCAUUUCUGUCAAGAGAAGAGAACCGCUUCUGUUAGCAAUUACGACAUACCGUCCUUACCUACGCCAGGAAACUACAGCUCAGGGCUGUCUCCAAACCAGCAAAUGUCUUCUGGAAUUCAAACCCCUGUUCAGGUACCUUCUAUGGUCUACUCCUCUCCUUCGUACACUGAGGAGAGAAGUGCCACGAGCAACUCAUUUUACCAGCCUUCUUAUGCGUCUCCAACUUUAAAUGAAAGCCCACUACCAAAGAGCAACUUCAGUUGCAACAACAGCUACAAUUACUGUAGCGCCCCAUUGCAAGCACCAGCUCUUGCUCCUGUUUGGGGUGGUCAGCCCGAGGACUUUUUUGCUCAAUCUCAUUACGCUUCUUCAAACAAACCCUACUACUGCUACUCUCAUUGA
Molecule: messenger RNA, 1233 nt
Organism: Lachancea nothofagi CBS 11611
Lineage: Eukaryota; Fungi; Ascomycota; Saccharomycetes; Saccharomycetales; Saccharomycetaceae
Source: the annotation of a GenBank genome assembly